CCAUGAGUAGUAAUCUAGGAAAAGAAAAGGACUGUAAAGAGAAGGAUCCAAAAGUCCCAUCAUCAAAAGAAAGGGAGAAGGAGGCCAAAGCCUCUGGAGGAUUUGGGAAAGAGAGCAAAGAAAAGGAGCCUAAGACCAAAGGGAAAGAUGCCAAAGAUGGAAAGAAGGACUCCAGUAGCACGCAGCCUGGGGUAGCUUUUUCAGUGGACAAUACAAUAAAAAGACCUAAUCCAGCCACAGGUACCCGCAAAAAAUCCAGCAACGCUGAAGUGAUCAAAGAGCUAAACAAAUGCCGGGAAGAGAAUUCAAUGCGCUUGGACUUGUCCAAGAGGUCUAUACACAUGCUUCCAUCAGCUAUCAAAGAGCUAACACAGUUAACAGAACUUUAUUUAUACAGUAACAAAUUGCAGUCCUUACCGGCAGAGGUGGGCUGUCUUGUGAACCUGAUGACACUGGCCCUGAGUGAAAACUCACUCACCAGUUUGCCUGACUCUCUUGAUAACUUGAAGAAACUGCGCAUGCUUGACCUGCGGCAUAACAAACUUAGAGAAAUCCCCUCGGUGGUGUAUAGGCUAAGCUCUCUCACCACUCUUUACCUACGCUUUAAUCGUAUAACUACUGUGGAAAAGGAUAUCAAAAACUUGUCCAAACUCACCAUGCUUAGCAUACGAGAGAACAAAAUCAAGCAACUACCUGCUGAAAUUGGUGAGUUGUGUAACCUCAUAACGCUGGAUGUAGCGCACAAUCAGCUUGAACAUCUUCCAGAAGAGAUUGGAAGCUGCAUGCAGAUCACCAACCUUGACUUGCAGCACAAUGAGCUCUUGGACCUGCCAGAAACCAUAGGAAAUCUGUCCAGUCUAAGUCGUCUUGGCCUGAGGUACAACAGGUUAUCAGCAAUUCCGAAGUCUUUAGCAAAAUGCAGUGAACUUGAUGAACUGAACCUGGAGAACAACAACAUUUCUACUUUACCAGAGGGUCUUUUAUCCAGCCUUGUCAAACUGACUAGUUUAACACUGGCCAGGAACUGCUUCCAGUCCUAUCCUGUGGGUGGCCCGUCCCAGUUCUCCACAAUCUACUCUCUCAAUAUGGAGCACAACCGCAUCAAUAAAAUCCCCUUCGGAAUUUUCUCUAGAGCUAAAGUAUUAAGCAAGCUGAACAUGAAGGACAAUCAGCUGACCUCUCUCCCCUUGGACUUCGGGACUUGGACUAGUAUGGUAGAACUGAACUUAGCGACUAAUCAGCUCACGAAAAUCCCAGAGGAUGUAUCUGGCCUUGUUUCUCUUGAGGUUCUUAUCUUGUCAAACAAUCUACUAAAGAAACUUCCGCAUGGAAUUGGAAAUCUACGGAAACUCCGAGAGUUAGAUCUAGAGGAAAACAAACUGGAAUCCUUGCCAAAUGAAAUAGCUUACCUCAAGGAUCUGCAGAAAUUGGUUCUCACUAAUAAUCAGUUGACCACACUUCCCAGAGGUAUUGGUCACCUUACCAAUCUGACGCACCUUGGGCUUGGAGAGAAUCUUCUUACACACCUCCCUGAGGAAAUUGGUACACUGGAGAAUCUGGAAGAACUGUAUUUGAAUGACAACCCCAAUCUGCACAGCCUUCCCUUUGAGCUGGCUCUUUGCAGCAAACUGUCAAUAAUGAGUAUUGAGAACUGCCCACUCAGCCACCUUCCACCUCAGAUUGUUGCAGGAGGACCCUCCUUCAUCAUCCAGUUCCUAAAAAUGCAGGGACCAUAUCGUGCCAUGGUCUGA
Molecule: messenger RNA, 1751 nt
Organism: Indicator indicator
Lineage: Eukaryota; Metazoa; Chordata; Aves; Piciformes; Indicatoridae
Gene: SHOC2
Product: SHOC2 leucine rich repeat scaffold protein
Exons: 8
Coding region: 3-1751 (582 amino acids)
Molecular function (GO): protein phosphatase 1 binding
Source: RefSeq, a predicted model, not a curated record